UACUUCACAUCUACAGAGGAACCUCUUGGACUUAUUUGCAGGGAAGUGCUGACAGAGUGAAAAUGGAAACCUAUGAGGUAACUGUGUACUAUUCCGAAGAAUUGAUGUCCGGCACGUUGAACAAUAUCUACAUCGAGUUGAUAGGAAAAGAAGGAACCAGCGGAACAAAUUGGCUCCCAGGAAUUAAAUACUACUUAGGAAUGGGGUCUCAAUAUACCAUAACCUCAAAAAACUCCAUUGGAAAACUGUUGCUAAUCAAGAUACACAAGAAGCCUUUAGUUUAUUAUCAAGACAGCUGGUUUCCCAAAAAAAUAGAAGUCAAAGCUCCCGAUGGAAAACUCUACAUCUUCCCAAUGUGCACCUGGAUAACUGAUGAUCAGAUACACUACUUCAACGAGGGUCAAGCUUUAAAAGACUUAGAGGACUGCCCUCCUCGAAGCCAGGAGAUACGGUCUGAAGAACUGCAGAAACGACAAAAAGCAUACAGCUGGAAGGAAUCCGAAAAAGGAAUACCUGAACAUGUUGAAGCAAAAUCCGAAUCUCAGUUGCCUUUAGACGCCCAAUUCAUCUUAAGCAAGAGCAUGAUGUUCAAGCUAAAAGCAGCAUUAGGAAAAGUUUGGGCCGAUGGGUGGACCAAAUUUUCACGGAUGUUUAAUGCUGAUCAAUGGACUAAUUUUGAUCAACUCAAUAAACUGGUGGACUACAGCAGUUAUAAAAUCCUGGACAAAGUCAAAGAGAACUGGAGGAAGGAUGAAUUUUUUGGCUAUCAGUUUCUAAAUGGUCUCAAUCCAAUGUUGAUCAAAUGCAUCAAGGCCCUGCCUGACAACUUUCAUGUCACUGACGACAUGAUCUCCCAUUAUUGCAAUGGCAACUUGGACGACGAAAUAAAGAAAGGCAACAUAUUUCUGUGUGACUACAAGCUUUUGGAUGGAGUACAAACAGAAGAAAUCAAUAAAAAAAAGCAAUACCUGGCAGCUCCACUCGUCCUGCUCUAUAAAACACCUGAGGAUACGCUGGUGCCUAUUGCUAUUCAGCUGAAGCAGAAGCCAGCAGCAGACAACCCGAUCUUUCUCCCUAAUGACUCUCAGUAUGACUGGUUGUUGGCAAAAAUCUUUGUGAGAAGUGCAGAAUUUCAUUUGCAUCAGCUCAACUUUCACCUGCUGCGCACUCACCUGCUGGCUGAGGUCUUCGCAGUGUCCCUGCUGCGCAACUUGCCGAUGGUGCAUCCUCUGUACAAGCUUCUUAUAGCCCACACUCACUACACUCUGGGUGUUAAUGUCUUGGCUCGAAAUAACUUAAUUAAUUCGACUGGUGCCUUCACACAGAUUUCAGCUUCAGGUGAAAAGGGUACGCUCCAAAUCCUGAAGAGAUCCCUGUCAUCACUGACAUACAAAUCCCUCUGUAUACAUGAUGACAUUAAAGAGCGUGGGAUGGAGAACAUUCCAAACUUUUACUACAGAGAUGAUGGAUGCAGACUGUGGGACAUUUUACACAGCUUUGUCGAAGGAAUCCUGAAGCACUACUACAAGAAUGAAAAUGAUGUUAAACGAGAUGCUGAAGUGCAAGAGUGGAUAAGGGAAAUUAAUCACCGUGGAUUCAUGGGCCAGGAAAAAUCAGGAAUCCCACAGAGAUUCAACACUGUGUCUGAGUUGGUCAAGUUCGUCACUAUGGUGAUCUUCACUGGCUCGGUCCAGCAUUCUGCUGUGAACUCUGGACAGUAUGACUUUGGUGGCUGGAUGCCCAACCUGCCAACCACCAUGAAAUGUCCCCCACCAACAGAAAAGGGGAAAGCAACUGAGGACACAAUAAUCGCCGCACUACCAGACAAAUCCACAACAUAUAAAGCCAAUGCAACGUUGUAUUUGCUGACUCGGGAGUACAGUGACUUUGUCAAACUUGGUGAUUACCCAGAGGAACACUUCACUGAGGAGAAACCCCGCGAGCUGAUAAAGAAGUUCCAAGAUGACCUGAAAAAGCUGAGUAAAAAGAUCAAGAAGAGAAACAACAAACUCGAUCUGCCAUAUGAAUACCUGGAUCCAGAAAAGGUGGAAAACAGUGUGACCAUUUGAAAAUCAGAUGUUGAGACCUCCUUUAAAUUGGUCAAAUUCACCAAUUUACCAAUUCACAAAAACAA
Fundulus heteroclitus (mummichog) is the source of this 2134-nucleotide messenger RNA. Its product is annotated as polyunsaturated fatty acid lipoxygenase ALOX15B. Lineage: Eukaryota; Metazoa; Chordata; Actinopteri; Cyprinodontiformes; Fundulidae. Gene Ontology annotation, biological process: lipid oxidation; linoleic acid metabolic process. The transcript has 14 exons. Gene Ontology annotation, molecular function: protein binding; iron ion binding; oxidoreductase activity, acting on single donors with incorporation of molecular oxygen, incorporation of two atoms of oxygen. Bases 63 to 2069 code for a protein of 668 amino acids. The record is from RefSeq and is a predicted model, not a curated record.